UCAAGAUACACCGAGGUUGCCUCUCCAUCAUCCUAUACCACCAGGAUGUCAGCAAUGAGUACAUCUGUGACAGAGGCGGGCACAGAGGCAACGCUAGACUUGACAGAGACCAUGAUUGAGGAAGAUAGUAUCAAGUUCAAGGUCGCUGACUGGACCGUGUUCUGUCUGAUGUUGGUAGCAUCAGUUUGCAUUGGAAUAGUCAGCGCCCUGAAGGACAGACGGAAGGCCACCAUACAGGAGUAUCUACUGGGAGGGGGUAACAUGCCGCCCCUAGCGGUGGCGCUCUCUCUCAUGGGAGGCUGGGUCUCCGCGAUCUCCAUCCUGGGUAACCCAACAGAAAUCUACUUUUACGGCACACAAGUCGCCACGUCUCUCAUCGGCUGCGUGCCCGGAGCCAUCGUCGUCAACAAGAUUAUCCUUCCAAUCUUCUAUAACCUUAAGAUUGUGUCUGUGAACGAGUACCUGGAGCGGCGAUAUCGGAGCGUAGCUCUGCGAAAAGUUUGCACCUUCAUCUCCUUGCUCAACCUCUUCCUCUACAUGGGGAUGUGUUUGUAUGCGCCUUCGCUCGCCCUCUCCACCGUCACCAGCCUCUCUACCUUCACUACCAUGGCAAUCAUGGGCGCCAUCGUCAGCUUCUACAUUACCAUCGGGGGCGUGAAGGCGGUGGUGUACACGGACGUGCUACAGACGCUGCUCAUGUUUGGGGGUGUGUUGGCGGUGGUGGUACUGGGCUGCAGUGAAGUGGGCGGCGUCAAGGAGGUGUGGGCAAUAGCAGAACGCGGCGACCGACUGGAGUUCUUCAACACGGACCCGAGCCCCUACGUCCGCCAUAGUGUCUUGUCCACCUUCUUUAUGGGCUUCUUCUUGGUCAUCAACACCAUUGGAGUCUCGCAGUCAUCUUACCAACGCUUCGCCUCCGUCAAAACCCUGAAGACAGCUAAAAGACUCGUGUAUUUUUUCCUGAUUGCGCUAUGGUGUCUAUGGAUCGUGUUUUUCUUCUCUGGCCUGGUCGCCUACGCCAUCUACAGCACUUGUGACCCUCUCACCUCAGGGAAAAUCAACAAGGCAGACCAGAUCAUUCCCUUCCUGGUCACUGACAAGCUGGGUCACGUCCCCGCUAUGGCCGGCAUCUUCGUGGCGGCUGUGUAUGGGGGGGUGCUCAGCACUCUUUCUACUUGCGGCAACUCAACGGUCUGUAUGGUCUGGGAGGACUUCCUCAAGCCUCUGCCCUUCUUCAGCGGUUUCAGUGACUCUUCUGCCACUCGUGUCAUGAAGAUCCUGUCCUCCUUAACCGGUGUCAUUUCCGUGGCGCUCGGGAUGUUGAUGAGCAAUCUGGGCAACAUCUUCCAUGUCAUCUUCAGCAUUUCUGGCGCCCUGUCUGGACCAAUUACUGGGGUAUUCUUGGUUGGUAUCCUGAUGCCCUGGGUCGACGGCAAGAGCGUGAUCUCUGGACUACUGGUGUCCUUCUGUUUUAAUGUGUGGCUCGUGGUGGGCAAGUUCCUGAAGGGGGCAGGGGCUCCUACGCAGCUGCCUCUCUCUAUUGUUGGCUGCGCCUCUCACCUUAACGCAACUCUGGAUAGCCUCGCUUCUUCCACACUCUCCUCUCCCACACUUGCCUCCACCACCGUUGACCAGGUCGAAGAAAGCAUAUACGACAUCUCCUAUUGCUACAACAGUUUCAUCGGUGUUACCAUUACUAUGGUGGUCAGCACCCUAGUGUCGUUAGUAAAUGGACCCAAGCGGCCCGAGAUUGAUGACAGGCUGGUCAAUCCGACUUGUGACAGAGUGUACAGAAAAGCGUGGAAAAGAUACUUGAUAUGGCGGAAAGGAAAGAUGGCCCAACAAAUCCAGAAAGAACAGGAAAAUAAUGCAGAAAGUAUGACGAUGUUGCACAAGGUGAAGUCAGGUCCUGAUACUUCUGGGAACCCGUAAAGACUCAAGUCUGCAGUGUCCGCCGGGAGCAUCAUUGAACAGACGAUCUCUCCGACAAUGCACCGUGCCCGUGCUUGUAUGUGCAUCUCUCAUAGGCGAAUGACAUAAGAAAGGAAUACAGUAUGAUUCUACUUUCUGUAAUGAACGUAAAAUACAAAUGAAAGAAAAAAA
Messenger RNA from Scylla paramamosain (green mud crab), 2103 nucleotides. Its product is annotated as sodium-coupled monocarboxylate transporter 1-like. NCBI's taxonomy places the organism in Eukaryota, Metazoa, Arthropoda, Malacostraca, Decapoda, Portunidae. Gene Ontology annotation, cellular component: membrane. Gene Ontology annotation, biological process: sodium ion transport; transmembrane transport. The record is from RefSeq and is a predicted model, not a curated record. Gene Ontology annotation, molecular function: symporter activity. The transcript has 11 exons. The coding region runs from base 46 to 1932 and encodes 628 amino acids.